GAAUUCUGGGGUGAAAUUGUUAAUUCCUUCUAUUGGCGGGUGGCGCCUUCCCAGCCGCUGCUCAGUUACAACUUUGACAUCACUAAAGGGAAGAUCUUUGUGGAAUGGAUGAAAGGCGGCAUCACCAAUAUCUGCUAUAAUGUGCUGGACAGGAACGUGCGGGAGAAGAACCUGGGGGACAAAGUCGCCUUUUACUGGGAAGGUAAUGAGCCGGGAGACGCUACGUCCAUCACAUAUGCUGAUCUCCUGAAGAAGGUGUGCCAGUUCGCCAAUGUUCUACGUGACCAAGGUGUUAAAAAAGGAGAUCGCGUGUCCAUAUACAUGCCCAUGGUGAUCGAGUUGGUGGGUGGCAAUGUUGGCAUGUGCGCGAAUUGGGGCUAUUCACUCCAUAGUCUUUGCUGGAUUUUCAGCUGAGUCUAUGUGUGAGAGGAUCCUGGACAGUCACUGUUCUCUUCUAAUAACAGCAGAUGGAUUUUUUCGUGGAGAUAAAUUAAUUAACCUGAAGGUGAUCGCAGAUGAAGCACUUAAAAAAUGCGCAGAAAAGAAUUACCCUCUGAAAACGUGCAUUGUACUCAAACAUCUGGGCAGAGAUGACGUUAUUUGUGAUGGAACAAGCAGUGCAUCGCCACCAUGCAAGAGACUCUGCCCGAGUGCACAGACCCCGUGGAAUCCAUCGGUGGACCUGUGGUGGCACGACCUGGUGAAGAAUGCCGGCACGGAGUGUGAGCCAGAGUGGUGCGACGCAGAAGAUGAGCUGUUUGUUCUGUACACCAGCGGAUCCACCGGGAAGCCCAAGGGGGUCGUGCACACCGUUGGCGGUUACAUGGUCUUCACCGCCACCACCUUCAAGUAUGUGUUCGAUUAUCACCAAGGUGACAUAUAUUGGUGCACAGCUGACAUUGGAUGGAUCACUGGACACUCCUACCUCACCUACGGACCACUAGCCAAUGGGGCAACCAGUGUAUUGUUUGAAGGCCUCCCUAUAUAUCCAGACAUUUCCCGGAUGUGGCAGAUCAUCGAUAAGUACAGCGUGAGCAAAUUCUACACCGCACCGACGGCAAUCCGGCUGCUGAUGAAGUACGGAGAGGAGCCAGUCAAACGGUAUAGCAGGAAGUCUCUGAAGGUUUUAGGAACAGUCGGGGAGCCAAUUAACCCUGAAGCAUGGCUUUGGUAUUACAACGUCGUUGGAGACAAGAGGUGCCCGAUUGUGGAUACAUUUUGGCAGACGGAGACGGGAGGUCACGUAUUAACUCCGAUUCCGGGGGCCACGGUAGCAAAGCCUGGUUCAGCUACGUUCCCGUUUUUUGGCGUUGUUCCUGCCAUCUUGGACGAGGCUGGCGAGGAGCUUGAAGGAGAAGCUGAAGGUUAUCUGGUAUUUAAACAGCCCUGGCCUGCAUUAAUGCGCACAGUGUAUGGGAACCAUGAAAGAUUUGAGACCACCUACUUCAAGAAAUUUCCAGGAUAUUAUGUGACCGGCGAUGGCUGCAGAAGAGACAAAGAUGGCUACUAUUGGAUUACUGGGCGGAUAGAUGAUAUGCUAAAUGUUUCCGGUCACUUGCUGAGCACGGCGGAGGUGGAAUCCGCUCUUGUUGAACACUCAUCUGUAGCCGAGGCUGCCGCCGUGAGUCAUCCACAUCCGGUGAAAGGGGAAUGCCUCUACUGCUUUGUCACUCUGCGGGAUGGACACGAGUUCACCGGCACGCUGACGGAUCAGUUGAAGAAACUAGUGAGAGAAAAGAUUGGACCAAUCGCCACUCCAGAUUAUAUACAGAAUGCACCUGGAUUGCCCAAGACACGCUCAGGUAAAAUAAUGCGGCGAGUAUUACGGAAAAUUGCCAAAGACGACCAUGACCUGGGCGACGUCUCUACACUCGCUGACACCACGGUCCUAAAGCAGCUCUUCAACAAUCGAUGUAAGACCGUUCUCUAG
Staurois parvus is the source of this 1930-nucleotide messenger RNA. The record is from the annotation of a GenBank genome assembly. NCBI's taxonomy places the organism in Eukaryota, Metazoa, Chordata, Amphibia, Anura, Ranidae.